Messenger RNA from Arctia plantaginis, 4713 nucleotides. The record is from the annotation of a GenBank genome assembly. NCBI's taxonomy places the organism in Eukaryota, Metazoa, Arthropoda, Insecta, Lepidoptera, Erebidae.
AUGUCGUAUACAAUAUCACCAUGUCAACCACCGAGGACGAACGCAGAGAAAAUGUGGCCUUACAUAGAGUAUUACGUAGGGGAAAGAGAUGAAGAACACAGAAAAGAUGGAGACGGAACACACCACUGGUCUGGAGCUGAGUCGCUAGCAACGUACUCUGGUCGUCUUCUGCGGGACACGAUGCAUGGCGUGGGUGAGUACCGCUGUCGUUACCGCGGUGAAGCGCAUCAGGCCGACACCUACGAGGGUAAUUUCUACAAUAACUGCAUGCAUGGCUGCGGUCUUACAUCGUACGCUAAUGGACGAGUGUUCAGUGGUUUAUAUUACAAUAAUAUGCGUUGGGGUCCGGGCGUGGAAACUUACGCCCGUCUACGCGAGAACGUCGGUCUUUGGAGAGGUCUUCAGCUUGUCCGACUUUCAUGGAGACCAGAGACACAUAGUGUCGUCCCUGACCUAAUGUCUACGCCUGAAGGACAUGACAUCGCGGCGAAACAUAGAAAUCUACUAGUGUCGACCAUAAGAACUAUUGGUGAGACAAAUCCCGCCCUGGAGCUAUUGAAACAAUGUGGCGCUCAGCCAUUGUUAGCUGCACAAAACUGGACGAAGCUAUACCCGAAGAACUGUACUGACGAAAAAAGUCAGUUGUUCCAUUCGGACGUUUUUGAGAGGGCGUAUUAUGGCAAUGAAAUUGUUACACUUGAACCAUUCAUUGAUGACACGAAGUCAAAAACACAAAACGAAAGCCAGCAAGCAAGUAAUAGUGUUUUAGGUAACGACCAAGACAUCUUUUACUCUUGGAACAACAAUGAUGUCAUAGUACACAUGAUGCAGCAUUCUUACAAACAUAGCAAACAGUUUACAAAGAGUAAAAUAAAUUUGAGAUCAAUUUUAAAUGGACCUAGGGACUUGUUUAAACCUGCAGCUGAACACGAACUGGAUUGCAGAACUUUCCUAAUGGCAUCCUUUUUGGGUUACAUAAAAAAUGUUGCUCAACUCAUAAAUGAAUACGACGUGAAUCCUAACGUCACAGAUGUGCAAGGAAACUCGGCACUUAUGUAUGCUGCAUGUGGCAACCGAACGGACGUAAUACAUUUCCUAGUUGAAGCCGGGGCUGAAAUAAAUAAUUACAACGAUGCCUGCUGCACUCCACUCGGCGCUGCAUUGAUUAAUUAUGCAUGUGCUGAGCUGGAUAUACAUCCUAGUGAUAUUAUUAAAGCCAUAUUACCAAUUGGUAUUGGAACAACUGGAGUUGCGACAGAAAAAAAUGUAUCAGAAUGGGAAAUCGAUCGAAAUUUUGGGAUUCCAUUUACUUUAAAUAAAAAAGACCUCGAAGCGGGUGCUAAAACAGCGAAAAAUGUACAAGUUCAGGCGGCAAUCAAUAAAAAAUCUAAGUCGUUUCAAUCAAUUGGUUCGAAGGUAUUUAAAAAAAUAGACAUGAUUGCAGCGAGAGAGAGCAAAACUGAUACGCAAAGUAAAUCAAGUGAUUUAUUUGGCGGUGAAAAUCGACUAUACUUAACUAUAAGUCAUGAAUUCGAAACUAUAGUUAAUGAUAUAUUUUUGAAAACUAAUGGGGUAACGCCAGUGAACUACAUUUUUCAAGUUCAUGAUAUGGUAUUAGAAAUUAAUGCUGAACUAGAAGAGCAAAAAAAGAUUCCAGAAAAAAAAGAUUCAAAAAAAGAAAAAGAAAAUGCCAAGGUUGCUAAAGAUGUACUAAAAAAGCCGAGCGGAGAUUUACCCUGUCUGAGUAUAGACCAGAGUUCAUCCAUGAAGUUAAGAAUAAAAAUUAAAACUGAAGAAAUGGAAAAUCUGAAGGCAACCAUCACCCAGCUACUUUUACACGGUGCUGAUCCUCGUCGGGUGAGCUGUCCGCAGCCUGCUCUUUUUAUGGCUAUAGUAGCCCAUGCUCCCGAUCUCAUCGAGACUUUGGUUAAAUAUGGAGCGGACGUAAAUGAGGUUUAUCCCCAGUCUCUAGAAUAUACACCUUUAGACAUCGCAGUAAGCCAACCACUGAAUUACAAGAACUUGGAAGUUAUUCGCACUUUGCUAGAGAUGGGAGCCAACUCAAAUCACAGACUGCCCAUUAAUAAUUCUGAUGUAGACUCGGAUCCAAACGAACCAGGGCCCACAUUACUGCAUGCUGUUCUUGCAAAACAGGUUGAAGAUGAAAGUUACGAAGACGUUCGUCAUCAAUUACUGGAACUGCUUCUUAAAUAUGGCUGCGACCCAACAGCUCAGUUCAAAGGACGUACAUCUAUGGACAUAGCGAUAUCGAAAAGUUUGGAUAUUUUUGAUAUCUUCAUUGAAAGUCCAAACACAGAUUUAAACGCAAUAAUAAACGAGUUAAACCAAAAUAUUCUUGUAAAGAUGUUCUAUUUACCGUUUUGUAGAACUAUUGGCGUCAGCGAGCGUUUACAAAUGUUGACUAAUCUACUCCUGUUUGGUGCUGAUCCUUUACUAAAAUGUCAAAACGCGGAAAAUGUGUAUGACAACCUAUUUGUGUAUGCUAAGUCUACCUUGGCAGAAUUGGAAAAACUUAAACCUGCGUCACCAACUGGCAAACAGGACAAUAAAAAGUCAAAAAAUGAAGUGAAACCCAAGGAAAAAACAAAAAGCGUUGUCGCUAGUUCUACUAAGUCCGUUUUGGGAGCUAAAGCGUUGGGAACAGACGAAGUUGGUGAUUACAAGCAAGCUUUAAGUCUAGUAACGAAUUGUGCAAGACUUCUGAUUAUUCGAUGGAUACAAGCUGAAUUGUUGAAAGAGCUAAUCGUAAUAGUCGAUAGAUUCAAACAUCGACACUGGAACAUGAUUUUGAAAGAAUAUAAAAACUCGAAACGAUUGGGUCUAUGGCUCACACCAACGCGAUGCCUCGAAAUUUGGGAUAUACUUAAAACUACUAAGAAACGAAUAUACAACGACAACAAGGUCUUAAAACACGUACUCUGUAUAGUAAUUUUCUACUUUAAGAAGAUGAAGAAAAGUUUACGCACCGCCGCGAUAUCAUCAGAAGAUAAGACUUCCAUAGAAUCAGAAGUAACCUACUUCGUACGUGAAAAUAAGUUGGUUACUAAAGUUGGGCAGGUUCUAAAAAGGCCUUAUGUAACACCAGAAAUUACUCCCGCCGAUGAGAUAAACAAGUUCAAGGUCUGCUUUGAAUGUGCUAUACCUCUAAAAGACGAAAAAAUACCUUGCAAAAUGUCACCAAAAAAAUUGAAAUUAUCAGUUACUUCAACGGACAGCAAAACAAUUAAUACAGAUAUUGGAGAAUUUAUGAAGAAAUUACAAUCUAAACGCGAGGAUACCGCCAAGUCUAUUUUGGAUUUUAGGUUCAAUAAAAAACGAGUCAGAAUUGUGUCACAAGAGCAGAUGGUCCCUGAUAACUGCCAAGGAGUAGUCUACUGGAUGUCUCGCGACAGCAGAGUCCAAGAUAAUUGGGCAUUUUUAUUCGCACAAAAACUUGCGCUCAAGAACGAAGUCCCAUUGCACGUGUGUUUUUGUUUGAUUGCUAAAUAUUUAGACGCUUCUGUUAGACAGUUUGAUUUCCUUAUAAAAGGUCUCGAGAAAGUAGCGGUAGAUUGCAAAAAAUUAAAUAUAUCAUUCCAUCUGCUAGAAGGCAGUGGAGCAGAGGUUCUACCUCAGUGGGUAGAAGAACAUAACAUAGGAGCUGUUGUCUGUGACUUUAAUCCCUUAAGAGUGCCUUUAGGCUGGCUUGAAGGGUGUAAAAAGAAAUUAAAAAAAGAUGUUCCUCUUAUACAGGUGGAUGCCCAUAACAUAGUUCCAUGCUGGGUUGCUUCUGAGAAGCAGGAAUAUUCUGCAAGAACAAUAAGAAACAAAAUCACCUCCAAACUUGAUGAAUACUUGACAGAAUUUCCCCCUGUUAUUAAGCAUCCUUAUACCAGCAAAUUUGAACCAGAGCCUAUAGAUUGGAAUGAUGCAAUAGAGUCCAGGGAGGCAGAUAAGAAUGUUGGCCCAGUGGCUUGGGCUCGUCCUGGUUAUGAUGAGGCCCUGAAAAUGCUAAAGAGCUUCAUUGACAUGAGACUGAAAGUAUUUGCCACUAAGAGAAAUGAUCCUACUAUAGACGCACUAAGCAAUUUAUCGCCUUGGUUCCAUUUUGGCCAAAUAUCAGUCCAGAGAGUAGCAUUAUGUAUUCAAGAGUACAAGACAAAAUAUACCGAAAGUGUGAAUGCAUUUCUGGAGGAGGCUAUCGUGCGUCGCGAACUGGCUGACAACUUCUGCUUCUAUUGUGAACAUUAUGAUAGCAUAAAAGGUGCCAGUGCAUGGGCACAGAAAACGUUAGAUGACCAUCGAAAGGAUAAAAGAACACAUAUCUACACAUGUGAGCAGCUCGCCAAAGCGGAAACUCACGACGACCUCUGGAACUCUGCUCAGAUACAACUCGUAAAAGAGGGCAAAAUGCACGGAUUUUUACGGAUGUAUUGGGCUAAAAAGAUCUUAGAGUGGACACCUAGUCCCGAGGACGCGCUGAAAUAUGCCAUCUAUCUAAAUGAUCACUUCAGUAUCGAUGGACGGGAUCCCAAUGGAUAUGUAGGUUGUAUGUGGUCGGUCUGCGGUAUACACGACCAGGGCUGGGCGGAACGAUCAGUAUUCGGCAAAAUACGAUACAUGAACUAUGAUGGUUGCAAGCGGAAGUUCGAUAUCAAAAGUUUUAUAGCUAGAUACGGUGGUAAAGUACAUAAAUAUGUACCUAAGAAGUAA